Molecule: messenger RNA, 1339 nt
Organism: Rhizopus microsporus ATCC 52813
Lineage: Eukaryota; Fungi; Mucoromycota; Mucoromycetes; Mucorales; Rhizopodaceae
Exons: 2
Coding region: 21-1184 (387 amino acids)
Source: RefSeq, a predicted model, not a curated record
CUCGAUCUUUAACAUAUUUAAUGAAGGCUAAUUUUAUAAUCUUGUUUAUUUUGAUAUUACUUUACACUGCUGAUAUCUCUUGUCAAUUAUUAAAUAAUGUCUCUCAAGUAAUAGAUCAUAUCACUUCAGAUAAGAACCAUGCAACAAAUUCUGAUCAGUCAAAGUCCAGUGUUAAUAGUACUCCUUCACCACUCCCUCCAACCUCUCCUCAAUCUCCCCCUGCUUCAAAUGAGCCAAAGAAUCCAGCGACAGCUGCUCCAGAGCCCACUACAUCGCCUGCUCCACCACCACCGUCUCCGUCUAACCCACCAUCUCCCACAACUAACAAGAAGGACCCACCUUCGCCUGAUGCUACGACCACUAAAAAAUCUUCAGAAACUCAUUCUGCUGAGCCUCCUAAAGCAUCCGAAGACAAGAACAUUCCAGGAUCUCCUGGUGCUAUAAACACUAUGACUGCUACUUCAAGUCCCCAAGCUACUCCUGGCGAAACAAAAGCAAACAAGGGCAAGAGCAGCAUGACUGCCUCAGCAGCAGACGAUGACAUGUCUUCUUCAACUGGAAAACCAACGAGCGCACCUACCUCUCUUGUGCCCAAACUGGGAGCAUCGACAGAUGGUGACGAUAAUAACAAGACAGGGCCUAUAGUAGGUGGUAUCCUUGGCAGUAUAAUGGGUUUAGCUCUUAUCAGCGGUAUCUUUACAUGGAUCAAUAGACGUGGAGGGUGUACCAGAAAGAGUAGGUCAAAACCUGAAUUUGAGGAUUAUGGACUAGCUGAUACAGAUUUUCCUCACAAUCAUACACCUGCCAUGCAGAAUAUGGCCUCCACACCAAACGUUGUCUCGCCUACAAUCCCAAAGUUGAAUGAGCAAGGAAACUUUUAUACAAAUGAGGAUCAGCAAUAUAUGGCACCUUAUCAAAUGUCUGAGCCGUAUCCAGGUUCUCCAGAACAUCAACCAUAUUACUAUCAAGGCCAGCAGCAGCCAUUACAUGAUGGAGUAUACUAUAAUGAAAAUGGUUAUUAUUAUGAGAGUACCAGCCCUCAUCAACCUCAAGUCGUAGCUGCUGAUUACUACCCAAUUCAACAACAACAACAACAACAGUAUUAUCCUCAGACAGAUCAAUAUUAUACAAAUGUAAAUUAUUAUAAACCAGAUCAGGUUACUGAUAAUACACAUCAUGCGUAAAUAAAAAGAUGGUUUAUUUUUUAUGUCUAUUACUGCUAUUAUCCUAAAGAGAGAAAGGAGAGUACGGAGCUGAGGAUAGAUAGAUAUUUAAGGAGAAAAAGGGAGAUGAUACAUAUAUAUGUAUAUAUUUGAAGAGAGAAAGAAAGAAAGAAAGA